ACCGACCACCGAGUCACCGAGCAAACAACCAUCUGCCCGGACGUCAUUUUGGCUUCAAAAUUAUCGCCAACAAUGUCAGAAUUGCACUGAAAUGUUUGUAAAUACUUACUUGAAAGACUCACAAAAGUGAUAACUAUAAAUUUAUUAUUAUAAAUUACACUACCUUCAUAAUUAUGUAUGAAUGAAUCAAUCAUGGAAGAAGAAGUGGAGGACAUGGUGGGAGACGUGACGUACACUGACUCACAGAAGAGUGUCGCCCUGGACAUGUACUCAUAUGAACAGAGCGAGAGUGUGAGUACAGAUAAGAACACAAACUCCGGAAGGGAAACAUACGUCCUCGAGAUCGACGACAGCGAUGAGAGUGAUAGCUUACAAGCUGAACCAAUGUGUGCUGAGCCAGCUGCAACUUUGAACCACCCACAUUUCAUGAAAACAAAGCAGAUGGUUGAAAAAGUAAGCACGAAUAAUAGAGACAACAACGGUUCCAAAAUAGUUCAAGAAAUAUUCACACAAACUAGCAAAACUAUCAUCCAAAUAGCACAAGCCGAAGGCUAUGCUAAAGCUACACGAGUUAGCACUCUGGAAACUCAAACGUCCUAUGUUUUCUUGGCCGAUAAUAAAGGUGUAGAAAAUAGAACGCAAUGUGAGGUUACGAACAGGAACAAAGAUACGGGCGAUACAAAUAACUACCAAACUAAGAAUCCGGACGGGGUGAUUUGUAACUAUUUCAACAGUUCAUUGGACGAUGAGUCGUCAAAAUUUGCUGUAACUGAAUCUGAAAAUGAAAGAACGUUUUAUUUUAGCGAUAUCACUAGCUCCGAUGUGAACAAAACCUCAGAUGCAGAUAAUAGCGUUCCUCCACUCUCUAUAACAGAAGUUGAAGACGAAGAUUCACUGAGUUACGAAUACGAAGAAUCGCUGAAAUCUGAAGCAGAGUUUGAGCAAGACUCUUUAAAGGAUCCAAAGAGGCUGAACACCAUAAAAGAUGACUGCAGCGACGCUAGUGAAGUAUCCAUAGACCAAGAUGUGGAAGAACUGUACAGUAAACUCACUGAGAACAAUGGACUACCGCUAGAAGACCCUGAUGCAAUAGACAAAAGAAUGAACAUUUUUGUAAACACAACACUCGCCCCUUUGACGGAAGAAGAUCCUGAACAGAAAAGAAGCAGCAUAAUAGAUAUUACACCACAGGCGACCCAUAUACAGCCGGUACCGUCAACCAAAAACGAUGUUCUAUUCACUAACAGUUUUGGAAUGAAAGUCAAAGUACUACCAGAAGAAAAACUUCCAUCAGCAGUAGAGUCGGUACCUUUCAAACUACCGCCAAUACAAAAACAUCUAUCUUGCCCGAACAGCCCUCACCUAAAUCAGCUAUUCACGAUGAAAGCUAUAAACCGGCCAGUUGACACGGACACUUUGCCCAGCAUCUACCAGGCUCCAAACCCCAAGUUAGACCGAUGGAACGCUGCCACCAAACAUAAUCCGGCGUCUGGUGAAAACGCACAGAUUAGUGAACGAGGCGAUUUAAGUCGAUCUGCCGACGACUCGAAUCACUUGCCUCCCAUCAACCUGGACCUCAGGGCUCCCUUCCACCUUCAGCCGCCGUACUCCAGUCGAUCCAACAAGAGUUCUGUUAGCGCGAAUGUCCCGCAAACAAUAUCCAUAAAGAAGCAGAUUAGAGAACUUAAACAGAGCCCCAACCGUGUUCCUAUUUGGAGGACCUCUUUGUGUAGAAAUUUCAUACCGAAUAUGAUUCAUGUUUUCAGGACAGAAACAUUGGAGGGUUUAGAAGAUUUGCCGAACGUUUUAGAUAAAUACUGGACCACUAUUAGUGACUCCAGAAUAGCAGAUCUUAUCAGACAAAUAUGUUCCCUGGUGGAAUCUCCUCGGACGCAGGUAGCCAGGACUGCGUGCACGACGCUUUCAGUGCUCCUUCAGAAUACUAAAUACACCAAGAAACCUGACUUCUACGAGGCAAUAAGCAUCCUGCUAGUGAAGACAGGCAGCUUCUGCCGGCCGGUGCGGCGCGCGGCCAACGUGGCUCUGGAUAGAGUCGCGUGCGCUGCGGACCUAGCGCACACCGUCACCGCCAUCUGCGCGCAUGGGAUUGACCACAAGAACCCCCUAGUCCGAUGUGCAGCAGCACGACUACUCGUGGUGUCAGUGGCGCUGUCAGCAGGGAGGGGCCGCGAGCUGCUGCGCUGUCGCCCCGCGCUGGCGGCCACUGCCAGGAGACACGCGCUGCAGGCGUUAGCGAGGCUAUUGGAGGAUAAGAACCAGGAAACCAGGAAAUACGCGGAGCGUCUAUACGGCAUGCUGCGGCCGCUGGCCAACUUCGAGGCGUUCUACCUGACGGACGUGACCCUCGAGACGGCCGCGGCGCAGAUGAAGAAGCACGACCGCCUGCUCACGGCGCGCGCCGGCCACGAGAGCAGGUGAUGGAGGCCUGGGUGCCGAUCUCAGUGAGGAGUGGCAAGUAUUUGUAUUAUGUUUUAGUGCUCUUCUGACGCGGGCAGCGCCAUAAGAAUCGAUAUAACGUUCCUACAUGUAUUAUCUAUCGUAUCUUAAGUUACCUAUUAGCCAAAGAAAAAUUGUUGUGCCAAGUUAAUAAGAAAUCAGUGCUAUUAUGUUAUUUAGUUAUAAUUCGCAGACACAAGCAGCCUAUAUUUGUAAAUUUUUAAAUUAUCAGCAGUUUGUUAUGUUUUUAUAGGCGCCUGGAUGUUUUAUGUCCGUUUCGGUCAUUUCAUUCGAUAUCUCUAUCAAUAUUGUUACUGCCAAUAAAAAUAAGUAAAUACAUCUUUCUCGGGAUAAGAUCCCUAAUAAAGCAUGUAAAUUUCA
Molecule: messenger RNA, 2838 nt
Organism: Plutella xylostella (diamondback moth)
Lineage: Eukaryota; Metazoa; Arthropoda; Insecta; Lepidoptera; Plutellidae
Source: RefSeq, a predicted model, not a curated record